AUGCCCCUCGGGAAGACCACCUUCGGGAGUGUGGAGGAGUCAUCAGGGACGACAAUUGUGAUGAGUAGUGAGGACCUGGCGUGGUUCAUGUCGGUGUACGCGCUGGGUAUGCUGCUGGGGGGUCUGCUCAGCGGUGCCCUCAUGAACGCCGUGGGCAGACGCGGCGCCCUCCUGGUCUCUGCCCUGCCUUCCUUGCUGGGCUGGCUUAUGACAGGCAGUUUCUAUGAGCUGGCUUUGGCCCUGGGCAUCCUGCUUGUGAUGCUGGGAGGCGCGUUCACCUCAUGGCAGCAAUUGGCCCUGAUCUGCACCAGCCCGACCCUGACCUACGCCACCCUCAUCUUCUUCUGCAAGGAGUCCCCAGCCUACCUCCUCAUGAAGGGCCAGGAGUCUGAGGCUCGGGCGGCGAUGCAAUACUACAGAGGUGCCGAUUACUGCAUUGACAAAGAAAUGAAUGACAUUAAAGAGUCACAGGAGGAGGCUAAAAAGGCAAAAUUCAAGCUGUCUGACCUGAAGAAGACUCACAUCCAUCGACCCAUCAUCAUCACCCUCACCAUCGGCAUCUUCUCGCAGCUCAGCGGCAUACAAGUCCUCACCUCCAACCUCAACUCCAUCUUCAAGGUAGUGCUCAAAAAUUGA
Messenger RNA from Hyalella azteca, 636 nucleotides. RefSeq names its product sugar transporter ERD6-like 6. Gene Ontology annotation, biological process: transmembrane transport. Lineage: Eukaryota; Metazoa; Arthropoda; Malacostraca; Amphipoda; Hyalellidae. The transcript has 3 exons. Gene Ontology annotation, cellular component: membrane. Gene Ontology annotation, molecular function: transmembrane transporter activity. The record is from RefSeq and is a predicted model, not a curated record. The coding region runs from base 1 to 636 and encodes 211 amino acids.